Molecule: messenger RNA, 1030 nt
Organism: Solanum dulcamara
Lineage: Eukaryota; Viridiplantae; Streptophyta; Magnoliopsida; Solanales; Solanaceae
Product: protein FANTASTIC FOUR 2-like
Exons: 1
Coding region: 245-874 (209 amino acids)
Source: RefSeq, a predicted model, not a curated record
CAUCUAACAUUACUCUGCUCUUUGUCGCGCUACUGUCAUCAAUACUUACAAAAUUCUUCUUUUAAUACAUCGGUUUGAAUAGAAACUCUAUUUCAUGUUCCAUUUAAAAUCUGACACAUCUCGAAAUUCCUCAUUUUAAGCACAUUAUUUUCUCAACACCCAAAAAACUGCACAGUUUUCAAGUUAAAAAACAGAAAAAUUUCUCUGUUUUCCCCUGUUUUUUUAGUAUAUCAAAACUUCCACUAUGUCUCAAAUUCUUGAAGACGUGAAUAGCUGGAGCUUCAUACAAUUCCUCAACAAGCCUUCUUCCUACCAUUAUCAACCCGAUUAUAAAGAAGACGAUCACGUCUACAUUCACCCCUCAACGAAGCUAUCUUCUCUCGUCAUGAACACGAGAAGCUUAGAGAUGUGCACAGAGAGCUUAGGAAACGAGACGGGUUGUUAUUUCAACGAAAACGUGGAUGAAAGGGACAUUUUUCGUGGCGUUCAACGAUCAAAAUGUCGAGAAUUCAAGAAAAGAAUUAAAAGGACAGUGAAUUUCCCGCCUCCCCUGACUUCAAUCAGUGGAAAUGAGAGGACUAGAAUAAGAUCUCAUAGUGAAGGUGAUCGUUUAGUGUUAAGAGCUGUAAGCAUACAUGCCUGCAGCUCUUAUUUCAAAGCAGAGCGUGCUAAUGGCACGCUCACGCUUUCGUGGCGAAAUGAUGGUACUAAUCAUAAUGUUGCAAAAAUUGCUCAAGUUGAAAAUGGUGAAGAGACAAAUAGUUGGAGAAAAUUACCAAGUGAAAUUGGAAUACCAAGAAGAUGCAAAGAAAAAAGUGGAAGUAGAAUUAAAGGGAUUUCAAGUUGGGGUCAAUUUUGGGUCGCCAUUUCCUAAAAAUACUAUAUAUUAUAACGGUGUUGUUCGAACCAUCUUAGCGUAAUGCUACCAUAUAUUUAGUUGUUUAAUAUCCCUUUUUCUUCUAGGGAAUGUAUCUCAACUUUUCACCGGUGAUGAGUUACCAUUUAUUUUGAUUUUCUACUUGAUAUUUGA